UUAAAGCUAGAUACUGCAUAGAUGAUGUCCGAUGAGAAGAAAUUAUUUUUACGUUAAAAUGAUAAAAAUUACGCUCACACACGUACUGUACUUUACUAAAUAUAGACAAAUAAAUAGUAUUUAGCAUAUUACAUUAUUUACCUUAACGAUGGAUAUUUGUUGAACUCGGUGACACGGUGUUCAUUUGUUCAUUUUCUAAAAUGGAGAAAAAACUUUUACAAAAUCUUUCAUUACACUUGUGUGAGGUUAUGGAAGAUAUUGGUGUCACGGAGGAACUUGUUUACUUUCGCCGAUACAUAUAUUCAUUUGCUGAAACACUUAAGCGAUUGUUAUGUACAGUGCCAUUAACUGAUAUAGAUGUAUUUGGUAGCCGAAUAGAAGGUUCAACAACGAUAGACAUGAAGUCAGACGUUGACAUAAUGGAAGUCUAUGAUAACCAAAUCAAAGUUGUACUACAUCGACAUGAAGUUAAAGCGUCACGUGGAAUAGGCGAAAAUAUGACCGUGGUACAGGUACAGCGUCUCGUUUCUCUUUUACCACAAUGCUGCAUUCUUCCAGUUGUUCACCGACAUGCGUUAGAAAAACCCGUCUUCUCGUCAACAGAAUUUAGGCAAAUCUUUGUUUCAAAUUCUGAUGAAGAAGGUGAAAACAAUCCAAACAGAAUGGAAGUUUUAUGUCCUGUGUCUAUUUUCAAACGUGUGGAAGAUAUGCUAGGUUCGCUAUCAUUGAAUGUAAAACCGCACGGCCCUGCUGUCACGAUGCAUGGUUUUCAUGACAACGUUCAUGCGAUACACUGCCCAUCAUUACCCGAAAAUUGUUUAAUAUUGUUCACAAGACCGACGCCUGGUCAUUGGCCAAAACAGGCAAUUAUAAAAAAGGCCAAGGAAUGUGGAGUUUUUCUAAUGUCUCCAGGAAACCUAGGCAAUAGAACUCAAUACGAUAAAUUCAUUCAGAUUGCUUAUAUGACGAUCAAAUAUGAUGCAGAAUUUGUAGAUAUUCAGUGGAGAAUUUCAACCAACAUGAUCGAACGUCUGCUUAUGUUUGAUAUUAAUAUGGUUCAGAUGAGGGCAUACGUUAUUAUAAAGAUGAUCCGGAAAGAAAUGCUUAAACCACUUGUAGAUGACAGAUUGUGCACCUUUCAUUUAAAAACGGCUUUAUUGUUUACAGUUGAGCAGUUUCCAGAACACGUAUGGGGAGAUAACAAUCUAGUGCAAUGUGUCCUCUAUUGUUUGAACACACUAAGACGUUUCAUGAGACGCAGAUAUUGUCCUCAUUACACUAUUUCGUCUGUGAAUUUGUUUGAAGGUAAACUGGAAUUCAAGGACUUUGACCUGUUGCAAAAGGAGCUCACCAAAAUUAUUGAUAUGAAUUUAACAUGCAUUGACAAAUUACGCAUGGACAACGUGGGAGAAAGAUUGUCAGACACCUUAAUAAAAUGCAAAUCACAACUACCAUCAAGAGAACACAAUCGCUCAUAUAUUAUCAGUGAUUUGGUAGAUGGCUCUUUGAGUACGGACUUAUUGUUGAGUCGGUGUAGAGAAAUAUAUAUGAACGCAAAUUUGGUCGAAGCCAUUUUAAAAAAAUGGACAAUGAAGAUAAAAUAUGAAUUGGAACGUGCAAUUCAGUACAUACACGAGCUUGAAUUUGUUUUGAAUGGCAUUUAUAGCGACAUAGCGUCCAUUCAAGCUUCUCGAUGCAUUACCAACAAGAUGCCUAUUUCGGAAAACAUUACGAAGAUGUACCGAGACUCCAUUUCUGGUGAAAAUAUGUCCUGUGUUUUGAAGUAUGUAUCAAUGCUUGUUUGCACGCGACAAUUUGAAAAGGCAGAGUCAUUGCUUGAGCAUGCUGAGAAAAAUAUUAAAGCUGAUAUGGUUGAAAUAUCCUUAUUUAGAAUGAACCAGUUUCGAUUUUUUAAUCUUAAACACUUCUCUACACCAGCGGAACUAUAUAUGGCGUGUCUUUCAAAGUUUAUCCUGAAUGUUCGAUUUUCAAUUCACGACAUUAAUUGUGUACCAAAACACAUUGUUUAUGAAAUAUACAGGAGAACAGAAGAUUAUAAUGGAGGAUAUGACGAUAUAGAGGUCAGCCCGAUGGACUACGCAGUGAUUGACGCAAAACCGUUUCUAUAUUACCUUCAAUACAUGUCUGCUACUGAUGCAAAGAAGAAACAAGCAGCGGCGACAAAACUAAGACAGUACUGCGUAUUUAGUUUUAAUUCUGUAUCGGGAGGACAUAUAGAAACAACUUUUAAUAUGUUUGGACAUAUUUUGGAAUUAGAAAAUAAGUUUGAGGAUGCAUUUAAUGCAUAUAAGAUGUCUGUAGAUAUGUAUCCAAGUAAUAAUGCAGCGCUGUGGCACCUUUUCCGUUUACUUGGACAAUGCGUGUAUGGCCCACCGCUGGAACAAAAGACAGUCGACUAAACGUUGUUGACGAAAAAUUGAUAAAAAAUAUAUUAUAAAUUGGUUGUAAUAACCAUUGUUAGUGUUAAUCGCUUGUUUUUAUUAAUUUGUAAGUUUUCACACGAAACCAAAUCUGUAUAAGAAAUACAACAUUAUCAAAUUUAUGGAAUGUCUUGUAUAGUAGUCAUACCGCACGUAUUUUCAUUUGCCUAUGUAAGCUUAAUGAUUGAAUCAUUUUUCGAAAAAUAUAAAUAGGAAACAAACACAGAAAUUAGAAGGCUUUUUAAUGAUAAAACUUAUUCAAUACACGUAUUUUUUUUACAAACAACACUUUUUGGUACACUCUGUUUGGGGAUGGAUCAAUGUUCUGUUCUGUUCUAUUUAUGUUUGGUAAACCAGUAAAUGAUAGAGUUUGGAAAGCUGUGUAAUCGUGUACAAAUAUAAUGUUUGUAUCUAUUUAAUGAUAAAAGACUGUUUUAACGCAGGUGUUAUUAAACAUAAGUUACAAUAAACAGAAGAGAUGCAAUGAAAAAAUAUUUGUUAAAGCAACCAGAAAAUACUCUUGUAUUAUUCUUAUAUUCACGUUAUACUUUAAGCAAACAUUUGAACUAGUUUCACAUUACUGUUACGGUUAAUCAAUCUUAUAUUUGUUGUUUGUUUUUUCAUCGAUUACAUUUAUUGUUAAUGUUUUUCGUUCAUAUUAACGGA
Dreissena polymorpha is the source of this 3107-nucleotide messenger RNA. RefSeq lists its product as uncharacterized. The record is from RefSeq and is a predicted model, not a curated record. Gene Ontology annotation, molecular function: protein binding. NCBI's taxonomy places the organism in Eukaryota, Metazoa, Mollusca, Bivalvia, Myida, Dreissenidae. The transcript has 2 exons. Bases 201 to 2420 code for a protein of 739 amino acids.